AGACCCGAGACGACGCUGUGGGCAAGUGCUGUGAUACUGGGAAUACACACGUCUUGCAUAUUUCUCUCUAUACAGUAAGAUCACUGACUGCACUCAAGCGUUGGCUGACAACUUCUAAAACGAGGCGGUUUUCUUGGAUCCAGAUCACCUUUGUGGCUCUCCAUCAUUCGUCGUUCGUUCAGCCGAAUCUCGGUCCAACGAGUUUAAACGUGGAUUAUCGGCACCGCAAAUGUUGUCCUUAAAUGGAGAUAAAUGAAAGAGAAUGACAAAUAAGUGCUGCGGGACACACUGAAGGAGGGAUCUCCUGCUUUUUUGAUGUGUGUCUGGUAAUAUCAAUUACAUGUGUGGAGCGGACGAGGGAUUUUCGUGAUUUCGUACGCGUGCGGGGUAGAUCAGUGACCACUUGAAUCACGUCUCCCCUUUGGUUUGCCUUCCCUCCUUUUCUUCUGCUUUAGGUGUGAAAUCUAUCUUCUCAGACAGAGACUCUGAACCCCUCGGUGCCCGAAUGACAUGGUUCAGUCCAGCUGCGAGAUCCGAGGCUCCUCCAUGCAUUGGGAUUUUUCUCAGCGCCGACACCAAGUGAAUCUCCCUUUUUUGACCAUCUGAGAACUAUCGUGCCUGCAAGACCAGAGGGGAAAAAAGCCCUGCCAUGACCGCCAAUUCAAACCGGAACGGAGCAACGGGACUUGCGAGGAGACCGGAAUGCGCAUGCAGAAAGGGGGACGGAAUACGGAUUUUUGCUCUAAUGAAGGCGGGAGUGCAGGCGCACCAUUGGAGCCGGGUGCUGUUCUUAUACAUGGGGCUACUGGCCGCCUCAGUAAAGGCUCAGAACUGCAGUUACACACUACACAGUCCCAAUGGGACGAUAGAAAGCCCUGGCUACCCCUACGGUUAUCCUAACUAUGCCAACUGUACAUGGGUGAUUGUGGCAGCGGAGCACAACCGAAUACAGCUGGUGUUUCAAGGCUUCGCCCUAGAGGAGGACUUUGACAUCUUGUCUGUAUAUGACGGGCCACCCAGCCCGGGGAACCUGCGUACACGGUUAACGGGAUUCCAGCUGCCUUCACCCAUUGUGAGUACUGGCUCCAGGCUCACGCUGUGGCUACUGUCUGACUACGCGGUCAGUGGGCAGGGAUUUAAAGCUGUCUAUGAAGCUCUACCCAGCUACACGUGUGGUAAUCCUGGACAGCUACUCAAUGGCCACCAGCAGGGGUCUACGUUUAACAUUGGGGACAAAAUCCGCUACAGCUGCAGCCCGGGCUAUGUGCUGGAGGGUCACACUACCCUGUCCUGCCUUGCCACUUCAGCAGGGACUGCUGCCUGGGAUUUCCCCCUCCCUUACUGCAGAGCGGAUGAUGGGUGUGGGGGGACACUGCGGGGCCAGAGUGGGGUGAUCACCACUCCCAAUUACCCAGCUGAGUAUAACAACAAUGCUGACUGCACCUGGACUGUGCUGGCUGAGCCAGGAGACACCAUUGCUCUGGUCUUCUCUGACUUCCAGCUGGAGGAUGACUACGACCUGCUAGAGGUCAGCGGCACUGAGGGCUCUUCACAGUGGUUCACUGGACCCAACCUUCCCUCACCCAUUAUUAGCAGCAAGAAUUGGCUUCGACUGCACUUUACCUCCGAUGGCAACCACAAGUUGAGAGGUUUCAGCGCCCAGUACCAAGUGAAGAAGAUGACUGAACUUAAGUCUCGGGGUGUAAAGAUGUUGCCUAGCAAAGACAACCACCACAAGAUAUCAGUGUUGUCUCAGAUGGGUGUAGCACAGGGACACAACAUGUGUCCAGACCCAGGGACCCCAGAUCGAGGAAAAAGAAAAGGCUCAGACUUCAGGCGAGGAGCCACAGUGCAUUUUUCCUGCGACGAGGGUUAUGAACUUCAGGGCUCAAAGAGCAUCAGUUGUCUCAGAGUGACAGACAGCUAUGUAGGCUGGAGCGAUGAUCGGCCCAUCUGCAGAGCACCAAUGUGUGGAGGCCAGUUGAGAGGACCCAGUGGUGUCAUCACAUCUCCAAACUACCCGGUCCAGUAUGACAACAAUGCUAACUGCACUUGGGUCAUCACAGCCACAGACAUGUCUAAGGUGAUCAAGCUGACAUUUGAGGAUUUUGACCUGGAGCGAGGCUAUGACACCCUGACGGUGGGAGAUGGCGAGGUGGUCGGAGACCAGAAGACCAUCUUCCAUGUCCUGUCUGGUACGACCACACCAGACCUUGUGGUUAGCACCAGUCACCAGAUGUGGCUCAAUUUCAAGACAGAUGAUACCAGUGGCUCCCUGGGCUUCAAGGUGUCCUAUGAAGAAAUUGACCAAGGUAGUUGCGGAGAUCCUGGAAUUCCAGCUUAUGGCAAACGUGAGGGGACAGGUUUUCGUCACGGGGACCGACUCUACUUUGAGUGUCUGCCUGCCUUUGAGCUGGUGGGGAAGAAGAACAUCACCUGUCAGAAGAACAACCAGUGGUCGGCGAAGAAACCCAGCUGCGUUUUUUCCUGUUUCUUCAACUUUACCACUCCAUCCGGGGUGCUACUGUCGCCCAACUACCCCCAGGAGUAUGGCAACAAUAUGCACUGUGUAUGGCUGAUCAUUACCAACCCUGAGAGCCGAAUCAAUCUGGCCUUCAACGACCUGAGCAUGGAGAAACAGUUUGACUUCCUCUCAAUCAAGGACGGGGGAAAGGCCGAGUCUCCUAUCCUGGGUACCUUUUCUGGUGACGUCCUGCCUCCUUCUAUAACAACUAGUGCCCAUGUGGCCCGUCUGGAGUUCCUGACUGACCACACCUACACAGACAGAGGCUUUAACAUCACGUUUACAACAUUUCGCCACAACGAGUGCCCAGACCCAGGAGUGCCUGUUAAUGGGAAACGCUUUGGUGAGAGCCUUCAGCUGGGCAGUUCCAUCUCAUUCCUGUGCGAAGAGGGCUUCGUUAAGACCCACGGCUCGCAAACCAUCUCGUGCAUUCUCAAGGAUGGCAACGUGGUGUGGGACAAUGCAGUGCCCCGCUGUGAAGCCCCAUGUGGAGGGGAUCUGAAGGCUCCCAGUGGGAUCAUCCUCUCCCCUGGCUGGCCAGAACUCUAUAAGGAGGCCCUUAACUGUGAAUGGAUCAUUGAGGCUCCUCCAGGCUACCCCAUCAAGAUCAUCUUCGAUAAGUUCCGUACAGAGGUCAACUAUGACGUCCUUGAGGUGCGCGAUGGGCGUUUUCCCUCUUCACCUCUAAUUGGUAGUUACCAGGGCACCCAGGUUCCCCAGUUCCUCAUCAGCACCUCCAACUUCAUUUUUCUCCUCUUCUCCACUGACAAGAGCCACUCUGACAUCGGCUUCCGCAUACGUUACGAAACCCUGCAGUUACAGUCGGAUCACUGCGUGGACCCUGGUAUCCCGGUCAACGGACAGCGACACGGCAAUGACUUCUAUGUGGGCGCUUUGGUGACAUUUAGCUGUGACGCAGGGUACACACUUAGUGACACAGAGCCAUUAGAAUGUGAACCUAAUUUUCAGUGGAGCCGCCCCCUGCCAAGCUGUGAUGCUUUGUGUGGCGGUUAUAUCCAGGGGAACUUUGGCACCAUCCUAUCACCUGGCUUCCCAGACUUUUACCCACACAACCUGAACUGCACAUGGAUAAUCGAGACCUCUCAUGGCAAAGGUGUCCAAUUCACCUUCCACACCUUCCACCUUGAGAGCCCUCAUGACCAUUUGUUAGUGACGGAGAACGGCAGCUUCUCUCAGCCCCUGUGGAGACUGACAGGCUCCACACUGCCUCCACCUCUCAGUGCAGGCCUUUUUGGAAACUACACAGCUCAGAUCCGUUUCCUCUCUGACUUCUCUGUUUCCUACGAGGGAUUCAACAUCACUUUCUCAGAGUAUGAUUUGGAGCCAUGUGAGGAUCCUGGAAUCCCACCCUACAGUACCAGAAAAGGCCUGCAGUACGGAGUGGGCGACGCCCUCAUCUUCUCCUGUUUUCCGGGUUACCGACUGGAGGGUCCGGCGAGGGUGAUUUGCUUAGGGGGCAGGAGGCGGGUGUGGAGCUCCCCUCUGCCAAGGUGUGUUGCUGAAUGCGGCUCAUCCGUGACUGGCAUGCAAGGGGUGCUGCUCUCACCCAACUACCCCGGUUACUACGGCAACAACCACGAGUGCAUCUACUCCAUCCAGACGCAGCCGGGCAAAGGCAUCCAGCUACGAGCACGAGACUUCAGACUGGAGGAGGAUGACAUGCUCAAAGUCUUUGAUGGCAGCAGUAAUAAGGCUCGUCUGCUGGGGGUGUUUACAGGCAGCGAGCUGCUAGACACAACCCUGAACUCCACCUCCAGCUCCAUGUGGCUGGAGUUCAUCAGCAAUGCGGAUAACACCAGUAAAGGCUUUGAACUGCACUUCAUUAGUUUUGAGCUGGUGAAAUGUGAGGAUCCAGGUGUUCCGCAGUUUGGCUAUAAGCGGGAGGACAAGGGUCAUUUUGCAGGGAGCACUGUGUCGUAUAGUUGUGACCCAGGCUACACCCUGAAAGGCCCCGAGGUGCUCACAUGCCUGAGGGGGGAGAGGAGGGCAUGGGACAGCCCCCUCCCACUGUGUGUUGCGGAGUGUGGGGGUGCCAUCAAGGAUGAGCCUUCUGGUCGUAUCCUGUCUCCGGGCUACCCAGCUCCAUAUGAGCACAACCUGCACUGUAUGUGGACCAUUGAGGCGGCCCCUGGAAGCACUAUUAGUCUGCAUUUCCUGGUUUUCCACACGGAGGAGGUCCAUGACGUGCUUCGUAUCUGGGACGGGCCCCAGGAUGGUGGGGUCCUGCUGAGGGAGCUGAGCGGCUCAGCGCUGCCCCCAGACGCCCACAGCACCUUCAACACUGUCAGCCUGCAGUUCACCACAGACUUCUUCACCAGCAAGCAGGGCUUCGCUCUGCAGUUCUCUGUCUCUACUGCAACCUCCUGCAAUGACCCAGGCAUGCCAACUAAUGGGACCCGUGGCGGUGACAGCAGGGAGCCCGGGGACCAUGUGGUGUUCCAAUGCGAUCCUGGCUACGUCCUGCAGGGGGCCAACAGGAUCACCUGCACUGAGAUCAACGGUCGCUUCUUCUGGCAGCCAGACCCUCCUACAUGCACAGCUCCAUGUGGCGGGAACCUGACAGGUCCUAGUGGGCUGAUUCUGUCUCCAGACUAUCCUGAACCAUACCCCCAUGGAAGGGAGUGUGACUGGACAGUUGCUGUCACACAGGACUAUGUCAUCGCUCUUAGCUUCAACCAGUUCAGUUUGGAGCCCAGUUAUGACUUCUUACAUAUCUACGAUGGGCCAGACUCCCUCAGCCCCUUGCUGGGUAGUUUCUAUGGCACAGACGUUCCAGACCGCAUUGAGAGCAGCUCCAACAUGCUCUUCUUGGCUUUCCGCAGCGAUGCUUCCCUCAGCAGCAAUGGAUUUGUGCUGCAGUACACAGAGAACCCCAGGGAGUCUUGCUUCGAGCCAGGCCUGGUGCGCAAUGGGACGCGGGUGGGUGCCGACCUCAAGCUGGGUUCCACUGUCACCUACCACUGCGACAGUGGCUACACACUAGAGGGAGACCCAACCCUCACUUGCAUCAUGGGGGGAGAUGGCAAGCCAAGCUGGAACAAACCCAAACCUGUCUGCAUUGCUCCAUGUGGUGGACAGUACUCAGGUUUGGAGGGAGUGGUCUUGUCUCCUGGUUACCCUGGCAACUACAGCAGUUCACGAACCUGUCUGUACUCUGUGAUGGUGCCCCAGGAUUACGUGGUCUUCAGUCAGUUCGCCUUCUUCCAGACAGCUCUAAAUGACAUUGUGGAGGUUUAUGAUGGGGCAACACAGCACUCCCGAGUUCUCAGCUCCCUUUCUGGAGCACACACAGGCGAGUCGUUGCCAUUAGCAACCUCCAACCAAAUCCUGAUCCGCUUCACUUCCAAAGGCCAAUCCAGCUCUAGAGGAUUCCACCUGGUCUACCAGGCUGUGCCACGGACCAGUGCCACCCAGUGCAGCUCAGUCCCUGAGCCCCGAAAUGGCCGGCGUAUGGGUAACAACUUCGCUGUUGGCGCUGUGAUCCGUUUUGAGUGCAGCCCAGGUUACAUGCUGGAGGGAUCGAGUGCCAUUGAAUGUUUGACAGUGCCCAAUGCCCUGGCACAGUGGAACAGCUCCAUACCCAGCUGUAUAGUUCCGUGUGGAGGCAAUCUGACCUAUCGAACUGGCACCAUCUUAUCUCCUGGCUUUCCUGAGCCUUACCUCAACAGUCUUAACUGUGUCUGGAAGAUCACUGUUCCUGAAGGAUCAGGAAUCCAGAUCCAGGUAAUCAGCUUUGUCACAGAGCAGAACUGGGACUCACUGGAGGUGUUUGACGGAGGAGACAACACUGACACCAUGCUUGGCAGCUUCUCAGGCACCACUGUCCCAGCUCUCCUCAACAGCACCUCCAACCAACUCUACCUCCACUUUUUCUCUGAUAUUAGUGUGUCUGCAGCUGGAUUCAGGCUGGAAUACAAAACGGUGUCUCUGACCAACUGUCCAGAGCCCGUGGUUCCCAUGAACGGUAUCAAGGUUGGGGAGCGUCUUCAGAUGAAUAAUGUGGUGUCUUUCCAAUGUGAACCUGGAUAUACUCUACAGGGGAACUCGCAUAUCACCUGUAUGCCUGGAACCGUCAGACGAUGGAACUACCCACCUCCUCUCUGCAUAGCUCAAUGUGGUGGGAUCCGGGAGGAGAUGGAGGGCAUGAUUCUCAGUCCUGGUUUCCCUGGCAAUUACCCUAGCAACAGCGACUGCACCUGGAGAAUCUACCUGCCAGUUGGUUACGGUGCCCACAUGCAGUUCCUUAACUUCUCCACUGAGGCCAACCAUGAUUUCCUUGAGAUACGCAAUGGGCCCCUUGAUACAAGUGCAGUGAUUGGCCGAUUCAGUGGCCAAGAUAUUCCCUCUUCCCUUCUCACCACUUCCCACGAGACCACAGUAUAUUUCCAUAGUGACCAUUCACAGAACAAACCGGGUUUCAGAUUCGAGUACCAGGCUUAUGAGCUACAGGAGUGCCCAGAUCCAGAGCCUUUCCGCUACGGAGUAGUGGUGGGUGCUGGCUACAAUGUGGGCCAGUCUAUUUCCUUUGAGUGUCUGCCUGGGUACCAGCUGAUGGGACAUUCCAUCCUCACCUGCGAGCAUGGCACCACGCGCAAUUGGGAUCACCCUUUUCCUCGCUGCGAAGUGCCUUGUGGUUGGAACAUCACAUCAGACAAUGGGACCAUCUUCUCCCCAGGUUACCCAGAGGAGUACCCUAGCUCAGCUGACUGUUCCUGGCUGAUCACCGUUGCUCCUGGCUUCGGCAUCAAGCUCAACUUCACCCUGCUUCAGGUUCAUGGGCCUCAUGACUUCAUUACCGUCUGGGAUGGCCCACAGGAGACAGCCAGAAAACUUGGAGUGUUCACUGAUGGAGAGCCCAAUGACCCGCCUAGUAGCACAUCUAAUCAGGUGCUGAUACGUUUCCGUAGUAACACAGAGAAGGGUGGACUGUUCCGUAUCAGCUACCAAGCUUACAGGCUGCAGUUUUGCCUGCCACCUCCCAUCAUUCCCAAUGCAGAGAUCCUGAUGGCAAGCAAAGAGUUUAAAAUUGGUGAUAUUGUGCGCUACCGAUGUCUUCCAGGCUACCAGUUAAGUGGAAACAGCAUCCUGACCUGCCGGUUAGGGACACACUUGGAGUUUGAGGGACCUCCACCCUCAUGUGAUGUGACUUGUCCCAUGAAUGAGGUACUGACAGCUUCCACAGGUGUCAUCAUGAGCCAGUCACCAGGCAGCGGUUUCCCCCAUUUUGAGUCCUGCUCCUGGGUGGUCAAAGUAGAACCCGGCUACAACAUCACCUUCACUAUAGAACACUUCCAGACCAGCCGUCAGUUUGAUGAGCUUGAGAUCUUUGAUGGCCCAUCCAGACAGAGUCCUCUCCUGAUUACCCUCAGUGGUAACUAUUCCAGCCCACUGAGCAUCAGCAGCUCCAGUAACAAAGUCUACCUGCACUGGUCCUUCGAUCACACUACCAGCCACAAAGGCUUUCGCAUUCGCUACUCAGCGGCCUACUGCAGCCCUCCAAACAGCCCUGUGAAUGGCACAGUGCACAGUCUGACAGGCACUAAGUUGGGCAGCACCCUGCGUUUCAGCUGUGACCAGGGCUUCCGGCUUAUUGGCCAGAGCAGUGCCACAUGCACCCGGACUGCGCAGGGGAUCUACCAAUGGAACGCACCAGUGCCACUUUGCCAAGUCAUGUCCUGUGGAAUGCCAGUGCCUCCGGUCAAUGGUAGCAUUGUGGGCCAGGACUUCUCUCUAGGAGCCAGGGCCACAUACCAGUGUAAUCCAGGAUUUCGGCUUGCCGGGCCUGUCACUACUUCCGUGAUCUGUCAGGAAUCUGGGAGGUGGAGCCCCAUUGAGGCUCAGCCCAGAUGUGUUCCGGUGACCUGCCCUGACAUUGGCCACUCUGCUGUGGAACAUGGGAGAUGGAGGCUGAUCUAUGGAACUCAAAACCAAUAUGACACUAUAAUGAUGCUCAUAUGUGACCCAGGAUAUUAUUACCGGGGUCAAAGAGUGAUUCGCUGCCAGGCCAACAGCACCUGGAACUACCCAGAUCCACGCCCAGUCUGCGAGAUCAUAUCCUGUGGGGACCUUGGGACUCCACCAAAUGGCAACAAGAUUGGAACUCUGACUGUGUAUGGAGCCACUGCCAUUUUCUCCUGCAACACUGGAUAUACCUUGGUGGGCUCUCGGGUACGAGAGUGCAUGUCCAAUGGGCUUUGGAGUGGAACACAGGUCCAGUGUCUAGCUGGCCAUUGUGGCACCCCGGAGCCCAUAGUGAAUGGACAGAUCAUUGGGGAGAAUUAUAACUAUCGAGGCAGCGUUGUGUAUCAGUGUAACCCAGGAUUUCGUCUCAUUGGGGUUUCGGUGCGGAUCUGUGAACAGGAUCACAGAUGGUCAGGACGCACUCCUGUCUGUGUCCCAAUCACAUGUGGUCACCCUGGCAACCCUAGCUUUGGUAUGACCCAAGCAACCCAGUUCAACUUAAACGAUGUUGUGCGCUUUGUCUGCAAUACCGGAUAUGUUCUGCAGGGGGCUGUAAAAUCUACCUGCCAGGCCAAUGGGCAGUGGAGCAACGUCCUCCCCAGGUGUAAAAUUGUGAAUUGCACAGAGCCGGGCCACGUAGAAAACAGCAUUCGGCAGGUACUGCCCAGUGGGCCGCAUCGCUACAGCUUCCAGACCACUGUGUCGUACCGCUGUAACCCGGGUUACUACCUGCUGGGCACCAGCUCGAUAUCCUGUCAGGGGGACGGUACCUGGGACCGUUCCCUGCCCAAGUGCCUGUUGGUGCUGUGUGACCGCCCCAGCAUGCCUCCCUAUGCCCAGAUCUCAGGCGACCGUCGGACAGUAGGAUCAGUCAUCCGCUAUAGCUGCAUCGGCCAGCGUACCAUCAUCGGCAACACAACGCGAAUGUGCCAACUGGACGGCCAGUGGAGCGGCUCCCCGCCACACUGCUCUGGGGAGUCUGCCAGGCUGUGCGGAGAUCCAGGCAUUCCUGUACAUGGUAUCCGUCUGGGAGAAGAGUUCACAGUAGGCAGUGUGGUCCGCUUUAGCUGUGAGCCCGGCUAUAUGCUGAAGGGUUCGCCAGAGAGAACUUGCCUGACCAAUGGGACCUGGCUCGGCACCCAACCUGAAUGUCAUGUGAUCUCCUGUGGUAACCCAGGAACUCCACGGAAUGCCCAGAUCCUGAUCCACGACGGCCUAACAUUUUCCAGAUCCAUUACUUACGCUUGCAGGGAGGGCUACUACUCUACUGGCCUGCUUACCCGACACUGCACUGUUAAUGGGACCUGGACCGGCAACAUGCCCGAAUGCUCUGUAAUCAACUGUGGUGACCCUGGAGUGCCAGCCAAUGGGGUGAGAUUGGGCAGUGAUUUCACCUACAACCGCACAGUCAGUUACCAGUGUACUCCUGGUUUCACCAUGGAUGCUGACCGGGCCUCAACUCUUAUCUGCACCAAGGACCGCACCUGGAAUGGCACCAAACCUCUCUGUAAAGCGAUUGUGUGUGGUCCACCACUUACCAUCCCUAAUGGGCAGAUUGUGGGUACUGACUUCACCUGGGGCUCUAGCAUCAGCUACUCCUGCAACCAAGGUUACCAGCUGUCCCUGCCUACUGUGUUAACAUGCCAGGGAAACGGCAACUGGAGUGGAGAGAAACCCCAGUGCUUCCCUGUGUUCUGUGGAGACCCAGGGAUGCCAGCCCAGGGGAGGAGGGAGGAUCGAGGAUUCACCUAUCUCUCCUCUGUCUCCUUUUCCUGCUACGCUCCCCUCGUCCUGGUGGGUUCUACCAGGAGAUAUUGUCAGUAUGACGGCACCUGGAGUGGCACACAACCCUCUUGCAUAGAUCCCACUCACACCACCUGUGGAGACCCUGGCACUCCUCUCUUUGGAAAUCAGAACAACAGUCAAGGCUACCAGAUCAGCAGCACUGUGUUCUUCAGCUGCAGAAAGGGUUACUUACUUCAGGGCUCCAUUACUCGUACUUGUCUGCCCAAUCUCACUUGGAGUGGUUUUCAACCUGACUGCAUUGCCCACCACUGCAGCCAGCCGGAGCUACCAGCCCAGUCUGAUGUGAGAGCCAUAGAACUGCCAUCCCUUGGCUACACACUGAUCUAUACAUGUCAGCCUGGCUUCUACUUGGCCGGAGGAUCAGAGCACAGGACCUGCAGGUCCGAUGGGAGCUGGACAGGGAAACCACCUGUCUGUGCAGCUGAUAAUCGCCCAAGUGGUAAGAGCCCGGUGGGGACAGUGCAGGAGCCACCCUCUAAGUUACCAGUCCCUGGUGGUGUAUUUGCUAAGAAUUCUCUCUGGAGGGGAUCCUAUGAGUACCUGGGGAAGAAGCAGCCGGCUAUGCUCAGCAUCACUGCCUUUGAACCCUUUAGCAACCGGGUUAACGGGACACUCAUCGACCACAGCGGUGUAGAACUCAAGCUGGCUGGUACAUAUAAGAGGGAGGAAGCUCAGCUGCUGUUACAGGUCCACCAGAUCAGAGGCCCUGUGGAAAUCUUUGUCAACAAGUUCAAAAUAGACAACUGGGCCUUAGAUGGACAUGUGUCCUACAUCUCUUCAUCUAACUCCUUUGUGUACCAGGGAUUUGUCAGAGGAAAAGGCUUUGGCCAAUUUGGUCUCCAGAGACUGGAGAGUUUAGAUCCCAGCAGAGACAACCCAGGCUACAACUUUGCGUCCAACAGCAGUUCAGUGGCGGCAGCCAUCCUAGUGCCUUUUAUAGCCAUGAUCAUUGCAGGCUUCGCUCUGUACCUCUACAAACACAGAAGAAGACCCAAAGUCCCCUUCAAUGGUUACGUGGGCCAUGAGAACACUAAUGGACGAGCUACAUUCGAGAACCCUAUGUAUGACCGCAACAUCCAACCCACUGACAUAAUGGCCAAUGAGACAGAAUUCACAGUCAGCACAGUCUGCACAGCUGUAUAGCAGCUGCUUCCUCCAGAGUUAGGGGAGGAGAAGUUCACCACAUCUUCGCCUGCCUGCCAACAGAGGACAUCCAUAGUUCCUUGAGUAGAGGGCAAGACAAAGAUUAUUUUAUUUGCUGAAAUACAUUCAAGAGACAUCUCCAGUGGCAAAGGCUCUUUCCCGCAGGAGAAAAAAAAAUAAAUAAAUAGAAACCAUGUGAAGACAACAAAGACUGUAACAAAUGCCAACAACAACUUUACAUGGUUUCUUAAUCAUUUUCCAUAUUUUGAGGAACAGCUUCCUCCUGAAACUGCAGCCAGCAGGAGUAACGCUGGAAGCAAAGCUGUGAUGACUUUUCUCACCGCCCUCCGCCUAAACCCAAAGGGAAUUUUAUGGUCAACUUAAAGUCAAGAAACUGACCUGUAGCUAACAGAUCUUUGUGCAAGCGAACUGUAUGGCGGACAGCCCCGUGUUGGCCUCUGUGAGUCAAAGAGAGACAGUCUGGACUGUUUCGAUUCACUGUAGUCUGUCUUCUCUGUUUUGUUUGUUUGUUUUUUGUUGUUUUUUUGCUCUCUUUUUAUACACUGCUUGCUUUCUGUGAUGAGUAAUUGGGAACUGUGUUUUUCCCCCAGCCGUCUGCUCCUGAGGCUGUUAAAAGGUUUCAUCGUAGGCCCUGAGUCUCUGGCUGAGGAUGAAUUAAAGAUUCAGUUGUGAAGGCCA
This is a messenger RNA of Micropterus salmoides (largemouth bass), 12154 nucleotides long. RefSeq names its product CUB and Sushi multiple domains 2 (gene csmd2). The coding region runs from base 650 to 11455 and encodes 3601 amino acids. The record is from RefSeq and is a predicted model, not a curated record. NCBI's taxonomy places the organism in Eukaryota, Metazoa, Chordata, Actinopteri, Centrarchiformes, Centrarchidae. The transcript has 72 exons.